AUGGCAAGGCCACGGGCGUCCGAGCAAGAACUCAUGUGGAAAAAGCUGCUCGCCUGCUCCACCGAGCUCUCGGCCGAAAGUGGCGAAGGUCCGGCGACCACAAGCAUCGCACCGGAUGUAAAAAGCACUAAAAGCCAUAAAAAUCGUCGAAAUAAUCAAUUUUAGGCCGUGGAAUUUGUCGAAAAAGCGGUCGCCGCCGGCGCUGCUAUGCAAACCGGAAUGUUGAUUAAUUUCGAGGCGUACGGCACGACGGAACCCCACCGAUGGAGCCAAAUGCCGGAAGUGUGCACUCGCGCUCGGGUAAUCACUUAAAAACCUGAAAAAUUCACAAAAAUUUUGAAUUUUUAGGAAUUGGCCGAGUCGAUUGACGAUUUUCUGAGCAUCGGCAACUAUAACGGAAGUUUCGAGGGCAUCCGGGCUUUGAACGCUUUGAAAGGCUUGACGGUUGGCGCAAAUUGCUGAAAAAUAGUAAUUUAACGGAGUUUCUGCAGAUUGACGUGCAAGACAUGGAAACGCGGCUCGCUUUUCUGCGUCUCGUUCCGUUGCUCGCCGAGAACCGGCUCUCUUUUCAGGAGCACGUCUCGCAGCACGAGGUUUUCAUUGAAUACCUCAAGCAGUUGGACAAAAACACCGAGAGGAACGAGUACAGCACGGUUACCCGCCCUUUUCCAUAACAUUUUGCAAGAAUCUCAAACAUUUCAGCCACUCAACGAGUUCGCGCCGCCGCCACUCCUCAAAGCCUAUCUGUCGGCGAUUUCGGCGAUCUGCCGCUCGAGUCACAUCGCUUUUUACACAUUUUACAAGAAUAACGGCCUCGAGCGCUUCCUGAAGCUCGUGCGGAAGUGCCCGGACGAUGAGGUGGCCGUCAGAGCCAGCCGCAUCAUGAUCAACAUCUUUGUGACGGCUCCCGAAGAUUGUUAGUUGGUUUUUUUUUUCAGAAAAUUUGUUUGAACACGCUUCAAGCUUCACUGUUUUCGCUCAAAAUUGAUAAAGUUCAAAAUUCCCAUUAUUGCAGCAAGACAAGUGGUUCUCGAUACGAUCAUCAACAUGUUUAUAAAACUGAAGGCUCGGAAUCACCUAAUUGAGCAGUCGAUGACGGAUUCGGCACUCGAGGAGCGGCAGAUCCUGAAGGACCGGACGAGGAAGGCGAGAGCGGCCGGACAGCCCGAAUCGGUCAUCAACAACGACUGGAUGACCGUUGUCGACGAGACCAUCGACGAACUCGAGUUAGUGUCCGCAAAAUCGAAAGAUUUCGAUUUUCUCCGCUCAUUUUCAGCCAAAAACUACAUUUCCAUGAAAUCUCGAUAAAUUGUGCUUAUUCAGUCAUUAUUCACUAUUUUUCAGCAAUUCAGUGCUCAAACUGUUUUAUUGCAGAAAAAUCAUCACCGAGUACAGUUUCAUCGGCGUCUCGAAGCGAACGGUGGUGAGCUUCAGUUCGCUGCGCGAGGACCUCGACGAACCGCACGCCGACGUCGAGGCGGUCUGGAAGAUUCUGCGAUGCGUGGCCCAAGUGGAGCACCUGCGGGAACCGUCGGACCCACGACCGGGACCGAUUCAGGUGGAGGACAGCCAGCAACCGGGACCGAGCACUUCGGGACCACCGCCCGCCGCGACGAUUCCGGCGAGACGAGGACGCGGACGAGGCGCCAGGACCCGUCCCGGCCGCGGAAAAUAA
Molecule: messenger RNA, 1675 nt
Organism: Caenorhabditis sp. 36 PRJEB53466
Lineage: Eukaryota; Metazoa; Nematoda; Chromadorea; Rhabditida; Rhabditidae
Source: the annotation of a GenBank genome assembly